Molecule: messenger RNA, 750 nt
Organism: Prunus avium (sweet cherry)
Lineage: Eukaryota; Viridiplantae; Streptophyta; Magnoliopsida; Rosales; Rosaceae
Source: RefSeq, a predicted model, not a curated record
ACCCUGAUUUUAAUGAAUCAGUGCCUGAAGAUUCUGUCUUCCAUGGUAGAAGAAUUCAUAGCCAGCCAGUCUAUUGGGGAACAUCAACAAUGUUAGAUGCCGAGAGACGCCUCCUAGCUAAUGCACUCCUUGACUUCUCCAAUCAAAGAUUUGUGUUGCUGUCUGAAUCGUGCAUUCCAUUGUUCAACUUCACAACAACUUAUGACUACCUCAUCAACUCAAAUCUAAGCUUCCUAAGCUCAUUUGACGACCCAAGGAAGCCAGGUCGUGGCCGAUAUAACCCUCAAAUGUUUCCAAUAAUAAACAUCACAAAUUGGCGAAAAGGGUCUCAAUGGUUUGAAGUGCACCGUGAGCUUGCCAUCCACAUUGUGUCUGACUGCAAAUAUUAUCCUAUCUUUCAAGAAUACUGUCACCCUCCCUGUUAUAUUGAUGAGCAUUAUAUUCCAACACUGGUGAACUUGUUGUACACUGAGUUGAAUUCAAAUAGGAGCAUUACUUGGGUGGAUUGGUCAAGGGGUGGUCCUCAUCCUGGAAAAUUUGGAUGGAGUGAUAUCACAGAUGAGUUUUUGAAUCGGAUUCGGUUUGUAUCAGAAUGUGAAUACAAUGGCAAUACAACUUCAAUAUGUUUCUUGUUUGCUAGAAAAUUUAUGCCUAAUACAUUGGAGCCUUUGUUGCGGGUUGCUCCUUUGCUGCUUGGUUUUGAUCCGUAGAAUUUGUUAGAACAAUAUUAAACUUAUGAUGUAAUUUAUU